GGAAAACCAAACCGUAACAUUGGGCUUGUUAAAGUGAAAGGGUCUGUGUUAUUUUUAGACUUUGGAUUCUCUUUUCAAAACCACUACGCGCGAUAAACCUCCCUAAAAUUUCUUUAAUUUCGUUUAGUCAUCGUUUUCGCUCUCUCUCUCUCUCUAGGGUUUCGCCAUGAGCAGAUCAGGUCAGCCGCCAGAUCUCAAGAAGUACAUGGACAAGCAACUACAGAUCAAGCUGAAUGCGAAUCGAACAGUGGUGGGAACACUUAGGGGGUUUGAUCAGUUCAUGAACCUGGUGAUUGACAACACAGUGGAAAUUAAUGGUGAUGACAAACAUGAUAUUGGCAUGGUGGUCAUAAGAGGGAAUAGUGUGGUCACUGUUGAAGCACUCGAGCCGGUCAGCAGAGGCCAAUGAUUCCCGACUCGUAUUGGUAUGGUUCUGGUGUAUCGUGUGGCUGGUUUUGUAAUUCUGAGAACUGUUAUGGUGGUAAUUGAUGUUUAACUUCAUAGCUU
Helianthus annuus (common sunflower) is the source of this 507-nucleotide messenger RNA. RefSeq names its product probable small nuclear ribonucleoprotein G. Gene Ontology annotation, cellular component: SMN-Sm protein complex; U4 snRNP; precatalytic spliceosome. NCBI's taxonomy places the organism in Eukaryota, Viridiplantae, Streptophyta, Magnoliopsida, Asterales, Asteraceae. The transcript is spliced from 4 exons. Gene Ontology annotation, molecular function: RNA binding. The record is from RefSeq and is a predicted model, not a curated record. Gene Ontology annotation, biological process: mRNA splicing, via spliceosome; spliceosomal snRNP assembly. Bases 167 to 409 code for a protein of 80 amino acids.